Chionomys nivalis (European snow vole) is the source of this 10447-nucleotide messenger RNA. RefSeq names its product synaptotagmin 16 (gene Syt16). Lineage: Eukaryota; Metazoa; Chordata; Mammalia; Rodentia; Cricetidae. The record is from RefSeq and is a predicted model, not a curated record. The transcript has 7 exons. Bases 429 to 2363 code for a protein of 644 amino acids.
UCGUGCUCUUCAUCAACAAGAAGCUGUGCUUUGAGACCACAAGAGGCCACCCACACCUGGAACAGAGAGGCAAGAGAAAGCAGUCUUUGAGAGACAAGACUGGGGGCCACCCAGGACUGGCCGAGAAUUGUUGAGAGUGAAAUGUUCCCAGCCAUUAAGAGACUACCCUAUCAAACACAGUUGCUCUGUCCCCUGCAAAGACCUACUCCAUAGACCUUGGCGCAGGAACUGGCAUGCUGCCUGGUUUUAGUUACAGCCAACAGUGCUCACGUACUGCGCAUAUUUUCUUUAUGUGUGUAUUAAUAAGGUUUUGCAUGUUCUAAAAGAGAGACCUCAAAUUUCUCAUCAUGCUUGUUCUGUAUUUCACGUGAGCCCCGAGUUCUGGAGGAACCGAAAGAGUGGACUCCAUACACGUGAGGUAGUUGGCCAUGGUGUUGGCCAUGGCAUCUCAGGAUGCCCAGAACUUCUUUCAGCCUUUGUCUUCCUGGCUCUCCCGGGUUUAUGAAGCUCUUCAGCAAGCAGGCGAUGCACUGUCGGCGUCGCUGGUUCUUCUAAGCAAACAGGAUUCGGCGUUGAGUGACAAGCCAGACCAGGACUUGGAGGAUACUAAGUUUCAAGAAACCUACUUUGAAGAUGGAGAGCAGGGCAGUGAUGGGAAUUCAGAGGAGGCAAGCUCCCUGUUUCUUGAAGAGGACCAUUUCUCCCGCUCUAAUAGUGACCUUCAGGACUCUGGCAGUACGGCAAGUCCCAGACUUGAUCAACAAGCCAAAGACUCAUGCUCUACCACACACCAGUGGCCCGAUCCGAUCCCAGCUGGCCCGAAGUCCCUGCACACGCUUUCUUCUAUUGCAGAGGAAGAACGUGACUUUGAGAGGCCGAGAUGUGGCCUCCAGCUUGGCUUUGAUACCCAGCUCCCUGGCUCUUUAGAAAAAGUCGAUGGAGAAAAGCAAGCUAACAGCUUUGGGGAUGACGAGGAGCCGUCCACAUCUUCUGAGAGCGAUGAAGAUGUGACCAAGCAGUUUGAGAUCUCUGUGUCCCGAUCCCAGAGUUUUCUGACAGGAGCACCUGAGAAGGGAAAGACAACAGAGUUGGAGCUGAAAACGAAAUGCAACCAUUUGCUGUCUGUCCACCGAGAAGACAGUGCUGAAGCGUCUGCUUGUGAAGAUUUGGAUGGAACCAGCCAACUCAGUUAUUCUGAGAUUCUGUCUUACGAAGAUCAGCCCAUCUCUACCCUCUCACAGUCUCCCUGUGAGAGCAGAGACACCAGACACCAUGGCCCUUGUCAUCAAGAGACUGGCGUGGUCCGAAGCCUCAGUCGUCCUUGUGUGGAGAGCAUCCUGGAGGCGGAGACCGUGUUUACUAAUCGGGGCUUUGAAGAUUCAUAUGCCACCCACAGCUCCUCUGUGUGGAGCCCAGAGCAGCAGGAUGGGACCAGUCUGCAGGUGCCACCCAAGCUCUUGGAGCCUAUCUCAAAAUGUGGUUACCUAGAUAUCGUCUUUGAGUACAGAGCCGUAACCCAGAAGCUCACCGUGACCAUUGUGAGAGCACAGGGCCUUCCAGAUAAGGAUCGGAGUGGCGUCAACUCCUGGCAAGUCCAUGUAGUGCUGCUGCCCAGUAAGAAACAGAGGGGCAAGACUAACAUCCAGAGAGGGCCCAAUCCCGUCUUCAAGGAGAAGGUCAUCUUCGCCAAGCUGGAGCCCAGGGAUGUGGCUGCCUGUGCCGUCCGAUUCCGCCUCUAUGCGGCCCGUAAGAUGACCCGAGAGAGGAUGAUGGGAGAGAAGCUGUUCUGUCUCAGCCACUUGCACCCAGAAGGGGAAAUGAAAGUGACUCUGGUUCUGGAGCCAAGAAGUAAUAUAAGUAGUGGAGAGUCUCCGCUUAGCCCAUCUGUGGUGUCUCACAGUGACAGUGCUUCAUCCACACAGUCCCUGUCUCAUGGAGGGGUGCCAGAGCUGUUGGUGGGACUGUCCUACAAUGCCACAACAGGGCGAUUAUCUGUGGAAAUGAUCAAAGGCAGCCAUUUCCGCAACCUCGCUGCUAACCGAGCUCCCGAUACAUACGGAAAGCUCUUCCUCCUCAACUGCGUGGGUCAAGAGAUGUCCCGAUGCAAGACAUCCAUUCGACGCGGCCAACCCAACCCUGUCUACAAAGAGACCUUUGUCUUCCAGGUGGCCCUCUUCCAGCUCUCUGAUGUUACCUUGAUGAUUGCCGUUUACAGCAGGCGCACUAUGAAGCGGAAAGAGAUGAUUGGCUGGCUUGCGCUGGGCCAGAACAGCAGCGGGGAAGAGGAGCAGGAGCACUGGGAGGAAAUGAAGGAAAGCAAAGGCCAGCAGAUAUGCAGGUGGCAUACACUGCUGGAAUCCUAGGCUUACCAAGGGGCUUUUGUGUGGUGUAUCAGCCUUGAUCAUCUGACACCAAGUCAGAGCAUUGUGUGUGUGUGGGGGGGGGGGGGCUUUCAAAUUGAGAAUUUUACUAAUCUUAGGGCAUUCUGUGGUUUAGAACUUCAUCAAAGGUUUGGUUUUCAUUUAAAUGUUGUAAUGAAGGGAAAGCUACUUGCAGGGCCAAGUGCGCAGUUUGGGAAACAGUUACUCUAGUUGAGACCACUGGUGAUGUCAUAAUUUGUGCUAAUGGAUGGUUGUGUUUUGGUUCGCACUGUGGGAUGCAGCUUCUCCUGCUUUCUCUUUUUGGUUGGAGAAUAGACUAAAGUUUCAAAGGAGCUGGAACACUACUGUUUUCCAUCACUGAGGUGUAUGAAUCAGACUCUUCUCGGUGUUCACAUUUCCAAAAGAGAGAAAGGAGUCAGAUGCUGGGGGUUCCAGAAAGAAGUAACCAAUCACAAUCCUCUGCCAUGCCUACUCUCUUUAUAUAUAUAAAAAAGCUCUGUUUAUUUAAAAGGUAAUUGUUAUAAAUGUGUAGUAUAAAAUAAAUUUGUAUUCAUGAAAUGCCUCUUUUUUCUCAAUUAGAUAUCACUGUUUCUAAAAGAAUUGGGUUAGACAAAUCAUCUUGAAGUUGUAAAAGAGUUAAAAACUGACUGUUACCUGACUUAUCUCUUUUUGAAUAUGUAAGAUUUCAAAAAUCAAGGGUUUUGUGCUUUUUUUUUUUAAAAAAAAAAAAAAACUGAACCAGUACCUAAAGAACAAGAAGAAAACCAAGGAGAUAAUAAAGUCUUGGCUUUCUUGAUGUUUCCAAAUCUGGAGUUCAUUUGGAUUAUACCUUUUCUAUAGACAAUGAUAUUAACUCACACAAGUGGUUUUUGUAUGUGCACCUGUGUGUCAGCCACGUUCAUCUUUAUGCUAUGUACCCUGCCAGUAGAAUAUAGUAAAAUGCGUACAAUGGAUCUUAAUAAAUACUCAUUCGAUUGACUUGUGGGAAUGAACAUGUGAACCCCUCUGAGAGAAGGUGUAACGUCGCUUUGUAUAGAGUGACACUGAAUUCUUUGAGUGCUGAGAAUCCCCAGCACUGCUAUUUCUCACAUGCGACAAUGUCUUAGUGACUCCUUGCCUUCUGAUCACGUGCUCUUUAAACGCUGACCGUGUAUGGUUCUGGGCAUAGGGUUUUACUGAUGAGCAGCUUUUACAUAUUUUUGCAGUGCCCUUUUAUUUGCUUUAUUCCUAGAUCUGAGCUCUUAAUUUCAUUGCCUUCCACCUGGACGUGAUAGAGGGGGAGGGAAUGCACACUUAACCCUGUUCUCUGAGCAAUUGCCCAGUCGUUUAUUUUUAGCUUUUGAUGUUUUCUUGUGGACUUCCACCCUGUCUGUGGGAAGAGUGAUAGGUAGAGAUGGAUGCGAACAGCCAAAGCCACGUCGCUUCCCCCUCGGCUCUGCAUUUGGACAGAUUGUCAGCGUAGGCUGCAAGGCUUAGAAAACAUAUUUAUUCAUUGCAAUUUGUAAUGGUUAUCCUGACAAGACCAGGCAAGGGCAUGGGAUAACUCUACUGUGAUCACAGGAAUCAAAUAUUUGGAAGAAAUUUCUUUAUAUAGAAGGACAAGAAUUUGCAGAAUAAAUUAGUUUCUUUUCUGGUCCUUUGGGUUUUCCCCUGUCUUUCUUGGGAAGACCUGAGAGUGCUUCUCAGCAUCAUGUCCAUUAACUGCCUAGUGGGCUUUGCAGUGUGACUGUGUCACAGGGUAGAACUGAGUGCAAUUGAUGGAGAGCGACGAAGAAUUGGCUUUUCACAUCCCUCCCUCUCUGUGCGCCUUGUGUUUAAAGGGAAGUAGAGCAGCCUCGUUUUGCUUCCCUUUAUACCACUGGCAUAAUAGCAGCAUUCAUUUUAAAAUUUACAUUUGAAAAAAAAUCUGUAUAUAUUGUACAGACAGCCCUGGAUUUUCCUCGCUCAUGUUUGCCUGCUCUACAUGUUGCCUGCAUCCAGGGCUUUGCGGUUCCCAGUAAUCACUGGUGCUUUCUGUUCUGCUCCUUGACUUGUCCAGUUUUAGGGUUUUCUGCUGGGAUAGUGGGCUUUACAGCCGUGUGCCCCCUUUCAAGAGGAAAGAUGCCUGAAAAGCGUUUCCCCCACUUUUUAAUAAUUUCCUUUGUUAUUACCACCCGCCAUAUAACACUUGUGCGUCUUGGUUAUACAGUGGCGUUCACCCUCCAUCGAUGGUACAGACAUCAAAUUCUAAAAUCAAGAUGCAUUGAAAUGCGAGGCUGAACAUUUUUUUUUUAAUCUCAAUUUGAAAUUCUGCUAGGAAGAUCUUUGGAUUUGGUACACUUAGACUCUCAUAUUUUCUUGGCAAAGUCUAGACCCAAAUGCAUUUAACAUGUUUUUCACUUGAACGUUUACAGCUACAUUUGCCUCUCAAAAGAGUUAUGAAAGAUAAUUAGUUGGCUCUGUGAUGGGAAAGCUGCCUUUGCCUGCUUUAGCUAGCUAAUGAUUAAUAUCUUAUGCAGAGCUUGACAUGGAAGCAAUGCUGGGUUUUGUUGCUUGCUAGUUCUUUCCCAAAGAGUGAGCUUUGAAAACAAUGCCAUUGAGAGCACAGAGUUUAUGGAAAUAUGUUUCAUUGUGGGCCUUCUUUCAGGGCACAGGUUUCUGCUGACUUGAGAAGGGCUGGUUUCACCAAUCACGGAGCUGGCUGUUAUAUUCUCUGAUCCCCUCUGACUGUUUUUCUUUUUCUUUUUAAUGGAGUAUUCACCAGAACAGACAAACACCUGCUUUGAGUUCCUUCUCCUUCACUGGCUCCCCGUGAGGGAUGCACGGUUGCUUUGGACCCUGUGCUUGCUGAUCAAAUGACUACUGGGCAGAGGGAAUCUGCUUUCCCUAAUGUAAGAAGAAUUUGCAAUGCCCAUCAAUGUGGUAUUCUUAACAUUCCUCCAGCGUGAGACCCCAGAGAUGAACCACACCAUGUUUGCAAAGAGGCACAACAUUGCAUUGUGGUCGUUCAACUUAGGUGCCAUUGGCUAUGAUGUGCUUUGAUGACAGUAUGGGCAUUGAUGCGAAUGUUGGCAUUCUCCACAGUGCUACCUCCUAGGGUACAUCUGAAACACACCUUCUCCCUCUUCAACAUGACAUUCACAACAUUAUACAAUGAUGGUUGCCCCUUGCUGUGAUUUAUGUUGUGGCUCUACCAGAAGGUGUUAUCUGAGAAUCCAAAUUCUUCUUCCCAAGUAAUUUAAAUCUCCUAGAAAGUUUAUCGGCCCAUUGAUCUUUCAGUGUGGACACUGACCUGUCUAUCCACCGAAACCUGGCUGUCCUUUCCAUGUAGAGAACUUGGUAUAUGGAGGUAUGAAAAAAAAUUCCUUUUUAAGUGACAUGAAAUCACAUGGAACAAUUUGGGGACUGGGUCUUGCUGUACAUGGAAUGUACUGUAUAGGCCAGGCUUGCCUUAAACUUGUGAUCCUCCUGCCUCAGGCUCCAAAGCAUUGAGAUUACAGUAGUCAUGAACUGCCAUGCCUGGUUUGAGGGCAUAGCCUUUGCUGAGAAGUGAGUAAACCAGAAAACACAUGUGAUGUUUCCCUCUUAAUUCUGCAUGGAACAAAGACAAUUCCAUUCUAAAUUCCUAGUCAGAAGUAAAUGAUAGAUGAUCUUGAAAUGACAGAAGAAUUUUUAUUGCCUGAAAAACUAACAAUUUAUUUAGAUACAGGUAUCAAAACCAUGGUGUGGAAGAGAUAAAGGAAUGAGUUGUGGGCAUGAUUGGGAUAAUUGAUGUAUAUUUGAGAAGAAUCUAUAAAUAGACCGAGAAAGGCAUUUAAGAUUAACCAGCAUGCAACAGUCAGUGAGAUCCUGGACAAUACUUAAAGGUGUGGAACAAAACAGAUCCCUGGCAGUGGAGCAGGCACAGGCCAUGUGCUCAUAGCUUGGCUUCAGAUGGAACGCUGCUGUGUGGCCUUAGUCCCAGCACUUGGGAGACAGAGGCAGGAGGAUCUCUGUGAGCUUGAGGCCAGACUGGUCUACAAGAGCUAGUUCCAGGACAGUUAGGGCUAUUACACUGGGAAACCCUGUGUCAAAAACAAAAACAAAAAAACCUAAAAAAGCAAAGAAGAAAAUGACCUAGCCAGCCACACCCCAGUGUCCUCAAAUGGAAAACAGAAUUAGUGCUUGCCUCUAGGUUCCUUUUAAGAGAUAUCAGUGAAGUCCCAGCUGUAAUGUGACUGGAACAGAAGCUGGCACAAAGCUAAUAUCCCGUGUUUCCUCCUUAUAAUCGUACUUGAGAGAGAAGUACUGGGGGUUGACUACUUUUUCCAGGAAUGCGAUUACAACACCAGGCGGAAACGCAAAACAUCCUUUUCAGGAACUUGAAGAACGCACCUUCGUGCAGCUGGCCUAGAUUUGCACAGGAAAGUAGAUCUUGUCAGGAGAUGAGCAUGACAGAUGAGUAAAUGACAUCAUGAUAGAGAUCAGCCGAGGUGUAACCAGAUCUCUGUCUAUUAUCCUUUUGGCUUGGAGGUAAUGUAAAACCUGAAUCAUUGAUGUUUGCAUCUCGAUCAGCUGCUCACAGGUCUUUCUUUCCUCAGCCCACGCUUCUGCUCAUAGGCAGACUGGGCACGAAGUGUCCCCAUCAAAAAGCUUGAGUUUGGUUAUAUGUUUUAACUUGGCCUACAAAAACAAGCAGUGUGGUACUCCAGUGGCAGUCUUUAAAACAGAUCUAUCUUUAAAACCCACAUUCUAUACUUAUAUCUUUAUAGAUGAGGAAUUUUCAGCAGUGAGUACUUAAGAUUUGUUGUCCAACUGAAGGUUCCAUUUAGAACCAGUUACGUCUCAUUGUUCCCAUCAGGUCACAAUGAAAGGAAUUCCACCACCCUACAGAAUUUCCUUUCAGUUUAAGGGUCUCUGGUUGAUACAGUGGGAAGUAUGUCCAGUUGUUUUCAAACAAUUAAACUGCAAGUGAUGAAGACUUCUGAAAGUUUAGAAAAAGGCUUUGUUGACUUUAACCCACAGAAGUUGGGGACAAGUGACCUCAAGUGUUCCUGGAUGCUGUGAGCCAGUCACCUUCUGCAUGGUGGGAGUGGUGGAAGUUUCGAGAUGGGAUCUCCUGUGAGCUUGAACUCACUGAGUAGCUGAGGAUGAUCUUGAACUUCUGGUCCUCCAGCUUCCAUCUCUGGAGUGUUGGGAUUAUAUGUGUGUGCUACCAGGUCUGGUUUGUGUGGUGCUGGGGCCAGGGCUUUGUCGAUGCUAGGAGACACUCUACCAACAGAGCUCUGUCCCUAGGCCCAGAGUGACCCUGGGAGGGGAAGCUGUGAGGAUGUGCUUCUGCCCACUGCCAAGGUGUCAGCAAACUAUGUUGAAUUCCAGACUUCCCAAUUCAGGGACAGCAACACAGAGACAUGGGGCACGGAUUAUUGGACUUAGUGCCUUCCAAUGGGGAUAACUAGUAGGGAUGAUAAAGCUGUCGGAUGGGAGGUUGUAAGACUGGGAAGUGACUUACAGAAUAAUGACCCGGAAGGUGGAACCCUACUGAAAAGACAAUGUACAGUUUCUGGUCUUGGCAACAUGGAUAGGAUCAGAGCAUCCACAAACACUUAUGCUGAGCCUUGAAUUCAGACAUUAAUUGUUUCUCACUAGCUUAAAUGUAUUUGUUGGAUUUCCUCUUGUCCAGCACGGGGUUAUUUGGGAUGGUGUAAAGCUUUAAUAUUUCUGAGGUCAUUGGCUAACAUUGAAACCACAGUGCUUACCAACAUACAAUCAUUAAGUGUUUUUUCAAAUUAUUUCUAGUCCAAAGUAGAUUUUCUAAUCGUGGGUUAUGGAAAGAAGUGAGAUACAUUUGGCUGAACGAAUCAGGGGAAAACUGCUGGCAGUCCCUGAUUGGGGGACCAGUCUUGGUUGCCCAAAAGAGUGAAUUAAUUGCCAAGGAGAUCCCAGAGCCUUGGCUUUUAAAACAGGAAGUUGUUCUGGCAGUGUUAGUUCUGUGAGGAUGGAAGGACACCCAGGAAACCUGUCUUUAGGUUUCUUCUAAAUUUAGAAUCUGGUAUGUAGUCCCUGCAUCCUGUCUGUACUCUCCUGUGUGGUUUCCCCACAUGGAUUUUUCUCUGCUUCUUAGGCCUUCUCUGGGGAGUUGCUACUUGGGUCUUGUUUGGGUAACACUGGGGUGCCUGCAGGCUUUGGCCUCCUCUCCUAUAGUGCAUCAACUGUCGACCGCUUUCAUUCCCCUUGGGCCAGGUUGCCGUAUCCUAGACACGGAGGUGAUAAUCACCUAUAUUUACAGCCCAUGUGGAACCCGUGUGCAGCUUGAGAUUUUACAGUGCAGACACGGGCGGCAGCCAUGGAGGUCGAUGGAUGUUCUUAGAAUCACACCGCUGAGCUCUGUGAAUGGUUCUCGAAUGCUCACUGAUGCUGCCUCAAGUGUCUCAGGGGAGCUUUUCCUUCUCACCACCAUAUGACAAUAUUACUAAGCAACUUGGAGCUUCAGGAGAAGGCAGAUUUCCCCAUGGUGUCACCAGAUGUAUGUGAAAUUUUUGAUGACUUAAUUUUUUUCCCUUAAAUUAUCCAUUUGAUUUUUUAAUAAUUUUUGGAUGUUUUCAAAACAUAUUCACUAAAGUCACAGAGGCCUAAGAUGUUCUUGAAUCUGGGCAGGGACCAGAAGGUGCGCUCGUGAAUGAAAGAGUUCCACAAUAUUUUUGCUUCUAAAUAGCCUCUCCUUUCAUGACUGAUUCUUGACAAGGGCUGCAGGCAAGCAAAAAUUUACUUUUAUUAUCUUGUAAUUUGGGACUUAAUAUAUUUCUACCAUGGUUUCUUCUCCCUUGUAAAGGGGAGAGGAUUUAGAAGUUAUUACUCUGUGUCUAGUUAAGGAAUAAAUAUCCUUGGCAGUUUAUGCUUCCCUUCAAAAUAAAUGGGUGUUUUAUAUCUAUAGAGGGAGGAAUACAGUGUUCCGCUCCUGCAAAGAAAUGAGUUACAGCAGGAGAUGGUGGUUAGAUGGGGAUUUGAACUUUUGUGACUGAAUAUUGAAUUCCCAUUAUAAGGCAGGGGGAUUGCAGCUCUGUACAGGCAGACACAACGCAGUUCUUACAGGCUCUGCAUAGCAGGAAUGGCUGCUCCUUUCUGUUUGGAUGUGUAGAUUGGAGACUAGCUGUAGGAGACAUGGGUGAGGGUGUCGACGGAGAACCCUACUAACCUUUUUAAAAGUUUUUAGUAAAAGUUAUCUGAGAUCGUGUUAAGAAAGGUAGGACAGAUGUAGUCAGAGAAAUAUUACAUAUUUUCUCUCAUUUUGGAGCCUAGACUUUAUAGAAAAAGCCAUUUUUAUAUGUGACACAGAAGGAGAAGGGAGAUAGAAGAAAGAGGGGAACCAGUGGGAGUGAGGAAGUGGGGGAAAGGUGAAGGAAGUGGGGUGCAUAUUGUCAGAGAACACGUGAUGUCAACUGUCUUUAUAAAACUAAGCACUAUGCACAAUGAAGAACUCCACCCCAGUCCCCCAAAACUGUACAUUUGCGGGCAUCCUUGUAAAAUGUGUAAGGUCAAUAUCAGGUUGUUUUCACAUGGAAGAUGGGUUAACAUCUGUUUUCUUGUGCUGAUUUUGAAAUUGAUCUGAACAUAACUUGGUUUUGUGCUCUAGGAAUCAACCCCCUGCCCUUACCGAGGGCGAGCUCUGGUUGAGCCAGCCCCCUCAUCCUGGGUAUAAUUCUUGCUACUUUCAAUUUCAUAACAAAGGACCCAGGUUGGAUUCUUUUCCCAGUGGAUUUAUUGUUUAUCAAUCUUAACAUUAUUAAAGUUCAAGUGUUCACUAAGCACAUCUCAAGCUAAAGCUACCUAAGUCAGAGUCUUUGGUGACCUAAAACAACUUACUGAGGAGCGUUUACGCGUCACUCAGUCCAUGGCCCAGAAGAAGUGCACACAUCUCAUCUGAUAGUGACCUUGAUAGUUGAGAAAAGGCACCAGAAAGUUACCUAAGUUGUUACUCCUACCCUGGCCGGGCAGUCUCCCACAUGGAGUUGUGUUGGCCUCACCUUCUUUGAGAGAAGCCCAUCUUUGUCUCACAGUUUUCAGCUCUUGUCAUUCUAUCUUUGUUAAUUUCUCUGUCUGUCUUUGAG